Messenger RNA from Tachysurus fulvidraco (yellow catfish), 1829 nucleotides. It is a transcript of the gene snx2, whose product is annotated as sorting nexin 2. Lineage: Eukaryota; Metazoa; Chordata; Actinopteri; Siluriformes; Bagridae. The coding region runs from base 94 to 1641 and encodes 515 amino acids. Gene Ontology annotation, biological process: intracellular protein transport; early endosome to Golgi transport. The transcript has 16 exons. Gene Ontology annotation, molecular function: phosphatidylinositol binding. Gene Ontology annotation, cellular component: endosome membrane; endosome. The record is from RefSeq and is a predicted model, not a curated record.
GACUGAAUUGUUCGUGCGGAUCACAUGACAGCCUGGGAACCUCCUGUCUCUAAUCACAGAGUUUGCUCUCACCGUUAUUACUGUUAGGAGAAGAUGGCGGAAGAGAGGGAACCCCCACCGUUGGCAGAUGCAGGACAGACAGACUUUAUAGAAGUGGAGGAUGGAGAAGACCUUUUUGAAAGCGCCGUCACUACAAUAGAACAGUCCAGAUCCAUAUCUCCAGAGCCAGCUAGCUUGCCUGCAGAAGACAUCAGCACAAACACCAAUGGACCUAAACAAGAAAUAUUAUUAGAUGAUGACCAAGAGGACCUCUUUCCUGAAGUAACAGAGGAAGUGCCUUUGGACAGUCCAGAGAGGGAACCCAUCCUAUCUGAUGGCCCUUCUCCUGCCAUCACACCAGUCACUCCCACAGGAAUCAUCACUCCUACAGUCGAAGACUUUGGGUCUUUAGAUGAGGAUGAAGAAGCUGAGGAGAAGGGGGACACCUUUGAUAUGCAGAUAAAAGUAUCUGACCCAGAGAAAGUGGGUGAUGGAAUGAAUGCUUAUAUGGCAUAUAAAGUGUCCACCAAGACAUCCCUGAACCUUUUCAGCAGAAAUGAGUUUUCUGUGAAAAGGAGAUUCAGUGAUUUCCUGGGUCUGCAUAGCAAACUGGCUUCUAAGUACAUGCACAUUGGCUACAUAGUCCCUCCGGCACCAGAGAAAAGCAUCGUGGGAAUGACAAAAGUCAAGGUCGGAAAAGAGGACUUGUCAUCUGCAGAAUUUGUAGAGAAAAGAAGAGCUGCUUUGGAAAGGUAUCUGAUGAGAACAGUAAAUCAUCCUGCUCUGCUAAAAGACCCUGAUGUCAUUCAGUUCUUGGAAAACACAGAGCUGCCGCGAGCAGUUAGCACCCAGGCACUGAGUGGGGCUGGAAUAUUGAGGAUGGUAAACAAAGCGGCCGAUGCUGUCAACAAAAUGACAAUCAAGAUGAAUGAAUCGGAUGCGUGGUUUGAAGAGAAACAACAGCAGUUUGAGAAUCUCGACAUCCAGCUCAGAAAACUACAUGCCAGUGUGGAAUCAUUAGUUUUUCAUAGGAAAGAGCUAUCGGUGAACACUGCAUCGUUUGCAAAGAGUGCCGCCAUGCUGGGAAAUUCGGAGGACCACACAGCUUUGUCACGGGCCCUUUCGCAGCUUGCUGAGGUGGAGGAGAAGAUUGAUCAGCUGCACCAAGAACAGGCCUAUGCCGACUUCUGCGUGUUCUCUGAGCUACUUGGCGACUACGUACGACUUAUCACAGCUGUGAAGGGUGUGUUUGACCAGCGCAUGAAAAUGUGGUCCAAAUGGCAGGAUGCUCAGCUCAUGCUGCAACGGAAGAGAGAAGCUGAGGCUAAGCUACAGUAUGCCAACAAGCCCGACAAGCUCCAGCAGGCCAAGGAUGAAAUAAAGGAGGAGAUUGAGGAGUGGGAAGCUAAAGUACAGCAGGGAGAAAGAGAUUUUGAUCAGAUAUCGAAGAACAUUCGCCGGGAAGUUGGGAGAUUCGAGAAACAAAGAGUGAAGGACUUCAAAGUUGUCAUCAUUAAGUACCUAGAAUCACUUGUACAUACACAGCAGCAGCUGAUAAAGUACUGGGAAGCCUUCUUACCUGAAGCCAAAGCUAUAGCAUGAGUGGGCAAACUCCUGUGCAAAAGCACUGGGGCCAAUUGCUAUUCUUUUCUUAAUUUUUAUGUACAACAUAAUCAUUCAGUGCAGAUGCAUGGACAUAAUGACCACUUAAAAAACACUAUAAUAAAACACUAUAAAUCUUUUAAUUCCUAAGUACAUACUUUUUUUUCCUGUCUUAAAAUUGAUCACUU